Molecule: messenger RNA, 879 nt
Organism: Aricia agestis (brown argus)
Lineage: Eukaryota; Metazoa; Arthropoda; Insecta; Lepidoptera; Lycaenidae
Product: endocuticle structural glycoprotein SgAbd-1-like
Exons: 4
Coding region: 1-879 (292 amino acids)
Cellular component (GO): chitin-based extracellular matrix
Molecular function (GO): structural constituent of chitin-based larval cuticle
Source: RefSeq, a predicted model, not a curated record
AUGAACUCCGUAAUAGUUUUCGCAUGCGUGCUGGCUGUUGCCGCCGCCCAGUUCAACAACGGACAAUACGUCCCGGAACAGAGCAGAUACAACAACUACAACAACAGAUACAACAACUACAACAGAUACAACAACUACAACGGCAACUACAACAACCGUUACCAGUACCAGAACCAGUUCAGGCCUAGCUCCACUCCCUUCCCCAGCUACUUCUUCUCUUCCACCGCUGCUCCCUCCACCGUCGCCCCCUCUCGUGCCACCUUCGCGCCCUUCAAGUUCCUCUCCUCUACCGCUGCCCCAGCUGUGAUCGUCCCCGCUGCCGUUGAAGCUUCUCCAGCUCCAUCUGCCUCCCCUGCCCCCUCUGCCGCUCCCUCUGCUGCUCCCUCUGCCGCCCCCUCUGCCGCUCCCUCUGCCGCUCCCUCUGCCGCCCCAUCUGCUGCCCCCUCUGUUGCCCCCCUUAAACCCGUGUACGCCUCAGUCGCCCCAGCCGCCGUCGCUGCCCCAGCUCUCGUCUCCAAGUACUACUCGGAGGGUCCCGUAGCUGACAUCAUCUCCUACGAAAGUGACAUCAACCCCGACGGUGCUUUCAGAUACGCCUUCCAAACCAGCAACGGUAUUGCUGCCCAAGAAGAAGGUGCUCCCCGCUCCUUCUACUCUGGUGAAGACGCCGUCUCCCCCGUCGUCGCCCAAGGUUCCUUUGCCUGGACCAGCCCCGAGGGCCAGGUUGUCCAGAUCACUUACGUCGCUGACGAGAACGGAUACCAGCCCAGCGGUGACGCCAUCCCCCAGCCCCCAGCUAUCCCUGCACUGAUCGCCCGCUCCCUGGAGUACAUCGCGAGAAGCGCCCCCCUCUCCGCCGCCCAAGUCUCCGCCCAGUAA